AUGUGCAUUGAUCAUAAUAGCCUUAACAUUGAUAUUGGUGAGAAAUAUGAUGAUGGAAGCAAAAAUAAAUUAGCAUAUCAAGAAAAAUAUGCGCAUGAAUUGUUAGUUACAUAUUUGAAAUCCAAAGGAUUUGAAGUAACUCCAAAUGCAUAUGGAAUCGAAACAGCUUUUACUGCAGAAUUUCAAUCUAAAUCUGGAAAAGGAAAAACAGUGUCAUUUAAUUCUGAAAUAGGUCAUGCAUGUGGUCAUAAUUUAAUAGCAAUAAGUGGUGUUGCUGCUGCAAUUGCUGGCGCUUACGAUAAUGUUGAUAUUUCUUUAAUGGUUCAUCCAAGCGUUAAUGAUGCAGUAUAUAUGAGUUUUCUCGCAUUAAGACCUGUCACUGUAGAAUAUUUUGGAAAGAAUGCACAUGCUUCAGGGGAUCCUUGGAAUGGCAUUAAUGCAUUAGAUGCUAUAAUUUCGGCUUAUAACAAUAUUUCAUUGCUGAGACAACAAAUUUUGCCUACUGAUAGGAUUCAUGGAAUUAUUAAAAAUGGUGGAGAAGCUCCAAACACUACUGGGACUAAAGUAAAAACUAAUUGGAAAAGAGGAGUUUAUGCUACAAGAUAUGAAUAUUAUUUAACCAAAGUAUUUGGUAAAAAAUUCCAACCAAAACAUGAACAAUUAGCAUUACCAAGUGGCUCAACUGAUCAAGGUAAUGUUACGUAUGUAGUACCUGGUAUACAUUCAGUAUAUGAUAUACAUGCAUUACCUGGCGAUUUCAAUCAUACGAUAGGAUUUACUAGAGCUGCUAAAACUAUUUUGGCACAUGAGGAAACCAUUAUGGCUUCUAAAGGUAUUACUUUGGUUGGUUUGGAUUUUUUGAUUGAUGAUGAAUUUUCUAAAGAAGUAAAGAGGGAUUUUACUGCAGUUGAUCAAAAAUAA
Entrophospora candida is the source of this 921-nucleotide messenger RNA. The record is from the annotation of a GenBank genome assembly. NCBI's taxonomy places the organism in Eukaryota, Fungi, Glomeromycota, Glomeromycetes, Entrophosporales, Entrophosporaceae.